UUCCUCUACUUUCAAAGAAGACAGUGAUGACUGAUGAAGGUUGAAAAUACCAGCCAUCAGGAUUUUGAGGGUGUCCAGGGUCGCCAAUAGAUAGCAGGAGUGAGCCCUUUGUGGGAGGUUGUAGUGGACUAGCACCGAUCAGUGAGCCAGCUGCCAACGAGGUGUCUGACACCCUUAUUUUGUUCACCACCUCCAUAACCAGCUCUGCUUCUAAAUGGUUUCAGAUCAACACUUUCAUUGAUCCAGAAACAAAAGCAAGGCAAAGUUGGAGGGGGAAAGAAACAUGGAAAAAGACAUUUUAGCUCACAUGGAGGCUCUGACGACCCAGGCAAAGGACACAGACUCAGCUGCCGCCUACAAGGGAGCCCCGCCUGCCAUUCAAACCGUACUCGAAGAUGCUAAUCUUGAUGCAAGUAGUGGGGGAAAUGUGGGGCAGGAAAGCAUGGGUCCAAGAGAGGGUGAUGAGGUGGAAAAAAUGUCCAACCUCAGUCUGUGUCAGGAUAUGGAAGCUGAGGCCCCACGACCACAGGCAGCUCCCGAUCACGCUAUAGGGCAGAGGGCUAACAUCAGGGGAUGCACAGGGAAGAAAAACAGCCGUAAAAGGAGGAAUAGGAAGGAAAGAAAGAUGGUGUAUCUUCCUUGUCCUCUGACGCUGCGGACUCGAGCAUCUUCGGCAGCCCCAGUUCUGGGUCACGCUCCUGUCCUGGGGCCUCUGUUAGAGGAUGUCAGUGUGGAGGGUGAAACCUGGGAGCAAAGGGAGAAUGGUGAGGGUAAAAAGGCAUCCAUUCUCAGUCAGUCUCGGAUGGCACUGGCUGGUGCCCUGUUGCCAGCAGCAAGUCCAACUCAGUCCUAUGCUGAGUGGAACUCUCUGGUGGACAACCAGGAGAUAAAAGUAGGGCAGGAAAACAGCCAUAAAGGGAGAAAUAAAAAGAAGAUCAUGUGUAGCCCCUGGCCUCUUACGGUACAGGCUUGGGCAUCUUACACGGACCCAGGUCCAUUACCCACAGCUCCGUUACCCACAGCUCCUGCUGGGGCUUCAGCAGUUGCUGAUGAUGGAGUCAACACCGGGCUUCGAAGCAGGGAUCGAAAGGAGGAGAAAGAUAAAAUGUCACUGGUUACUUCUUAUCAGAGUGCUCAGGCUGGCAGCCCAUGCUCAGAUGUGGCAUCGCGCCAUGGCCCACUGGAGGAGGUUUCCUUUGCUAAAGAUGGGUUGAAUGUAGGGGAGAAAAGUGGGUGUACGAAGAGGGAUAGAAAAGACCAAAGCGUCUUGUCUCCUUCUCGGCCUCUGACAGUCCAAGCUGGGACCUCAUUCAGAGCCAAAGAUGGGGUUCAGACUCUCUUGCAGGGUGAGUCUUCCAUGGCAAGCGUAAGGAUGAAUAUGGGCCAGAAAGGCUGGCCUCAAGUGGGGAAUGGUAAGGAAGAAGCAAAGUCCAUUCUUCCUUGCCCUGUGAGGGUCCAGGCAGAUGCCUCCUUCGCAGCCAAAGCUCUGGGGCAGGAUUCAUUUGAGGGGACUUCUGCUCUGGAAGACCGAUUUUCCAGGCUGAGUCAAAGCAAGAGGGGGCCCCAGCAGGGAGAGGAGAGCCAAGUGCAGAGCAGUACAUAGAUUUCUCUGGAACCUUCCCAGGAUUGGAGAAAUACAGAGAGAUGCCCAGGGGAUAAAGAUUUGUGGGAGUGCGUGGUGAUGAAUUUUGCUAGGCAAGUUGACGGUUAAUGUGGGGAGCUCUGCUCUCAAGAGAGGAUAGAAACUUUGACCCUGACCAAAACCCACACCCACAGGAGUUCUUCAGUGAUGGGGAGGCAGGGACAAUGGAGGGAGAGGGCUGAAUAUCAGAUUCCCUGGAUGGGGAAAUGGGAAGAUUUCUAAGAUGCAGGAGAGAAAAGAAAGAAAAUAAGAAGACUCUGGGCCUUGGAAGUGUGACCAUCUGUCUCUGCUCAGGAGAAAGAUGGGUUUAAAAUGCUACUCUGAAGAAAGAGAGGCUCACUACACAAAUGGUCUAUCUUAUCCUGUUAUACUGUAUCAUCGCAAUCCAUCUCUUGAUGGGAGAUUGCUCGCCUAAAUAAGUUUUAAGUUUACAGGUAGUAGAUGCUAUAUGGUUGGCACAUACAGGCUAAUGUUUUAGAAAAGCAAAAGUCCUUAUGCUGUCUAUCCUUUUUCCUGUAAGAUUUUUCACAUCCUUGGGAGAGGUCUGUUGCUUAUGGCUGGGAAAUGGUGUUAUGAGUCUAGAGUGUAAACCAAGGACAGAAUGUGUAUUGUAUCCUAAGAACACUACUCUUGACUGGGAAAUGUUACUGCAUGUUGCAUAUUAGAUUGUAAAUUGCCUUCAUGAUUGCAGGGAGCUCCUGGACUGGCUGGUUUAUAAGCACUGAGAGUGCAGACUCUAGAGUCACAAUGCCUGGGUUCAAACCCCAGCUUUGACACUCACCCUCUGUGUUCCUCUGAGCAACUCACUCCUGUCUUCUGGCUCCCAGGUUCUGCUUCUAUCACCUGGCAAUAAUAAUAACCCCUGCCUUGUAGAAUUGCAUGAGGAUUAAAUGAGUUAAUACAUGUGAAGCCUUUAGAAGAGUACUUUGCAAAUAAUAAGCCGCCAAACGACAUCAGCUAUUAUUACUUUAUCUUGCAGCAUUAAAUUUCAUGGAAGGGCCUGGCAUUAGCAGGGCCUGGCCUUUAAUUAUGUGUCUUACAAGUUAUACAAACAGCAAUGUAAACGUAAGACAGAAGAUGAUUCCUGCACUUAAAAAAUCAUGGUAACAACAAUUCUUAAAGCCAUGGACAUGCUGUUUAAGAAGGAAACAAGUGAUAAAAUAGUAGCUAUGAUUUUGAAGUGGUAGGAUUUCAACCAUGUCAAGAAAAAUUGCUGCAAUAAACU
Molecule: messenger RNA, 2867 nt
Organism: Bubalus bubalis (water buffalo)
Lineage: Eukaryota; Metazoa; Chordata; Mammalia; Artiodactyla; Bovidae
Exons: 2
Coding region: 284-1603 (439 amino acids)
Source: RefSeq, a predicted model, not a curated record